This is a messenger RNA of Lingula anatina, 1899 nucleotides long. Its product is annotated as sorbitol dehydrogenase. The record is from RefSeq and is a predicted model, not a curated record. NCBI's taxonomy places the organism in Eukaryota, Metazoa, Brachiopoda, Lingulata, Lingulida, Lingulidae. Gene Ontology annotation, biological process: D-sorbitol catabolic process. Gene Ontology annotation, molecular function: L-iditol 2-dehydrogenase (NAD+) activity; zinc ion binding.
CACAAUGGGACACCAUGCUUUAUAUGGUCCUGUUAUAUUUACAGAGUGGACGCUUCACUGCACAGACGCAGUUACUCCCUUCAGAGUGGCAACAGGUCGCCGCUGGUCAUCUUACAAGACAAGUAGCACAGUGGCGCCGCCUGUCCAUCAUUAAUUGAUCCAAGAGACAUCGCCGAUACUAAAAACCUGUGGCGAUGAUGUCCACCAAACUCCAAUUAUCUGCGGUGCUCUAUGGACAAGAAGAUCUCCGUUUGGAGAAGACCCCUGUACCUUUGCCCCAAAAGGGUGAGGUGCAGCUGGCCGUCAAGUGUGUCGGUAUCUGUGGCUCUGAUCUCCAUUAUUUUGAGGAAGGCCGACUUAACAAGUUUGUCGUGAAGGAACCGUUAAUCCUAGGGCACGAGGUUAGCGGAACAGUGAAGGCUGUCGGAGAGGGUGUCACCAAUCUCAUAGUUGGUGACCGGGUGGCCGUGGAACCUGGGGUGCCGUGUAGGAGGUGUGAGUUCUGCAUGGAAGGGAAAUACAACCUUUGUCCAAACAGGCAUUUCUGCGGAGCACCCCCUGUCGGCGGGGCAAUGAGACCUGUGAUAUGUCACCCGGCUGAGUUUUGUUACAAGUUACCGGACCACGUGACCUUUGAGGAGGGAAUGUUGAUGGAGCCCCUCGCUGUAGCUGUCCACGCAUGCGCACGGGCAGAGAUUAAACCUGGCUCAAGCUUGCUUAUCACCGGGGCUGGUCCCAUUGGAAUUAUGGUUCUCAUAGCGGCAAAGGCAAUGGGGGCGUCAAAUAUCUGCGUCACAGACCUUGUUCAGAGCCGAGUAGACUUCGCCAAAGGCAUGGGAGCGUCACACACCGUUCUUGUGAAGGCAGACGACGACAUAGAGGUCACUGCGGCCAAGGUGAGCCACAUCCUGGGCUGUGGUCACGUGCAGGCGGCUGUGGACACGAGUGGAGCGGAGAGCGCCGUACAGUUAGCUAUCCUGGUUACAAAACCUGGGCGUAUUGUUGCCACAGUUGGAUUGGGUCCGGCUAAUAUCGCCAUUCCACUUAAUCAGGUCACUUUCAAGCAAAUAGACUUGAGAGGUUGCCGAACCUACUGUAAUAACCAGCAUGAAGUACUGAACCUAGUAGCUUCCGGCCAGGUGGACAUUAAGCCGUUGGUCAGCCACAGAUUUCCGCUGGACCAAGCUCUGGAAGCGUUUGACGUGGCCAGAGGGCGCCAGGGCAUGAAAUGCGUCCUCCAGUGUUCUGAGCCUGAAUUAAAUGGGACGGUUCUUCAGAAUGGACACUAAGUGACCCUCUACAAUACUCGAUGUUUAGUGUGGAAAGUGAUUGCAAAAUCAGCAACGUCUGUACUUCAAGGAUCCUUCAUUUUAAAGACAGGGUGACCAAUAUGGCUUCCCGGUUUUCAUGAUAAUAUAAGUGGCCAAAACUGUAAAUCGUUUUAAUAUGCUUUUAUUCAUAGAAUUUUGUACAGUUUAAUACUGAAAAUUGAUCUAAAUUCCGAUCUAAUAAUGUGAUAUUGCUGCCAGGGGUUACAUGACAUUUGAACAAGUCUCCAGCACUUAGAAUGAUGACCUGCGUCUGAUUGGGCUUAACUUACAUAUAUCAUGUUAACAUAGAGAUACGCCUGGUGAUUCAUCAAGUGAAUUGUACAUAUUUUAUGUUAAACUAAAAAUUUUAUUUUAAUCACAAUGAAUGAAUCUAGAAAUAGCCGUAACGGGGUAGGAAAAGCGGGUUGUGGCGAGAGAAAAGUUACGCUCAAAAAAUAAACAGUCGUGAAAAUAACCAGUAGCAAAAAAUCAAAAUUAUACUUUUUAACUUAUAACGUCUAUUAUUAUAUAUAUUUUUUUGUUUUAACCUUCAAAUCGUUAUUUUAGUGUCCGUUUUGAAAUAAAUUUU